Messenger RNA from Penicillium canariense, 378 nucleotides. Its product is annotated as extracellular guanyl-specific ribonuclease RntA. The record is from RefSeq and is a predicted model, not a curated record. Bases 1 to 378 code for a protein of 125 amino acids. NCBI's taxonomy places the organism in Eukaryota, Fungi, Ascomycota, Eurotiomycetes, Eurotiales, Aspergillaceae. Gene Ontology annotation, molecular function: RNA nuclease activity; RNA binding. The transcript is spliced from 2 exons.
AUGCAGUACUCCAAGAUCCUGGCUCUUGCCACUCUGUUUAUCUCCGGUGUCGUUGCCGUGCCCACCAAGCGGGCCUGCGCCUACACCUGCGGCACUGUCUGCUACACCAGCAGUGCCGUCAGCGCCGCCCAGAAAGCCGGCUACGCUCAGUACUCGGCUGGCACCACCGAAGACAGCUACCCCCACGUCUACCACGACUACGAGGGCUUCGUCUUCCCUGUCUCUGGCACCUACUACGAGUUCCCGAUCCUGAGCAACGGUGACAUCUAUGACGGCGGCUCGCCUGGUGCGGACCGUGUCAUUUUCAACACGAAAGACCAGCUGGCCGGUGUGAUUACCCACACCGGUGCUAGCGGCGACAACUUUGUCUCUUGCUAG